GAACAAAUCGUGUUAUUGUGUCGAUCAUGGCUGCCAAGUUCACGUGUCUUUCGUGCCGAGUAAUUUUCCAAGACCCAGAAUUGCAGCGCGUCCACUACAAAACAGAAUGGCACAGGUACAACCUGAAAAGGAAGAUCGCCGAGCUGCCCGCAGUUACGUCUGAAGAGUUCGAGCGACGCACCCUGCAGCACAAGGAGACUGAGGAGGUUCAAGAGGCUUUUUAUUGCAGGCCUUGUUGCAAGACAUUCGGCUCGCAAAAAUCGUUUGACAACCACUUGCCGAGCAAGAAACACAAAGAAGCUGAAAAUAAGUGUGACUUUGUUCAAGUGAAGGAGGCCAGUCAUGCAAAGCAAGUGGUUCAGGAAGAAGAAGCAUCGGACGUCGAGGAAGUUGACUCUGACGAAUGGGAUGAAGAUAUUGAGAUUGACGCGAAAGACUGCCUUUUCUGCGAGCACCACAGUGCAUCGACUUUUAAAAACCUGAAGCACAUGUCAGAGGCGCAUUCAUUCUUCAUUCCAGAUUUGGAGUUUGUCAGUGACCUGAGAGGCCUUCUUAGCUACCUGGGCUCCAAAGUCAGAGAAGGCUUCAUGUGUUUGUGGUGCAGCGGCAACAACAAGGCCUUCUGGUCUGCUGAAGCCACUCGGCAACACAUGACGGACAAGGGCCACUGCAAGGUCAAGUACGAAGGAGAGACCUUGAUGGAGUUUGCCGAUUUCUACGAUUACAGAAGUAGCUACCCUGACAAUAAUGAAGAGGACAUGGAAGUUGACGUUCCAGUUCUGGAAGACAACGAUUUCCAACUAACCCUUCCCUCUGGAGCCACUAUUGGCCAUAGAUCCCUAUUUACAUAUUACAGGCAAAAUUUGAAUCCCAACGGAGCGCUCCUUCCUGUCAAGCCGAAACACUUUGCUCGAUACAAAGCGAUUGGGUACACAGAAUCGACCAAGGAGGCUAUUCUUAAGAAAUCCCGAGAUAUUCAGUACAUGAGGAGGGUUCAGUCGAAAAUGCACAUGAAAGUCGGAGUGAAAGCAAAUAAACUGCAACCUCAUUUUAGGGCUCAAGUUAAUUUCUGAACUCUUAAAAUGUGGUUCACGCACCAGGCUGGGAAAGAGAGAAUAAAUGACACAGCUGUCUUCAACCUUUUAUUUAACUGUUGCUGAUUUAGGAAAUAAAAAAUGCAUUCGUGAUUAAAUUUUGAGAGUUUCAAA
Molecule: messenger RNA, 1208 nt
Organism: Cloeon dipterum
Lineage: Eukaryota; Metazoa; Arthropoda; Insecta; Ephemeroptera; Baetidae
Product: cytoplasmic 60S subunit biogenesis factor ZNF622
Exons: 3
Coding region: 27-1073 (348 amino acids)
Biological process (GO): ribosomal large subunit biogenesis
Cellular component (GO): preribosome, large subunit precursor
Molecular function (GO): zinc ion binding; nucleic acid binding
Source: RefSeq, a predicted model, not a curated record